This is a messenger RNA of Vicia villosa (hairy vetch), 1214 nucleotides long. RefSeq lists its product as uncharacterized. The record is from RefSeq and is a predicted model, not a curated record. Gene Ontology annotation, biological process: RNA processing. The coding region runs from base 205 to 1050 and encodes 281 amino acids. Lineage: Eukaryota; Viridiplantae; Streptophyta; Magnoliopsida; Fabales; Fabaceae. The transcript has 2 exons.
AUAGUUUUGAUAAAAAAAUAAAAAAUUUCACCAAAACCUUCGAACAUCGCCGCCGAGAAGAAAAGGUUUUUAUCAAAACCUCCGACAUCGCCGUCGCUUCUUGUAGUCGUCUCCGUCAUCCUCCUCCACCUUCUUCAACAUCUCAAACCUCCCAUCACUAAACCCUAAUUUCAAUUCAAUUCGAUUCAAUUGAUUGAUUCAUCGAUGGGAAAGAAAGGAGGAGCCAAAAAUCUCCCAAAAUCGGAAUCAAAACCUCACAAUCCUAUUACACUGAGAGAAGAAGCCACUGGAAAAUUGAAAACGAAGCCAAUCGUUAACAUAAAGUCACAUUUGAGAAUCGAUCAUUUGAAAAAGCUUGCUGUGUGGACCUCUACUGACCCUCACAUACCGUCUUUGGCUGCCUUCUAUGGUCAGCAUUUGGCCACCGUUUCAGAGGCCGCUGGUGUACCUCCUGAUCCUUCUUUUCUCACUUGCCAAAGGUGCGAAACUGUUCUUCAUCCUGGCUUUAAUUCAACUGUACGAAUUGAAAAGAAUAGAUCAAAGGUCAGACAUAGGCAAAAGAAGUUUGGCAACAUUGCCCAAAACAAUGUUGUGUACAAGUGUCAUUUCUGUUCACAUCCGAAUAUCAAGAGAGGUACCCCUAAGGGACAUUUGAAAAAAAUAUGCCCGGCAAAAGAUAAACCAUCCUUAGAAUCAACACCAGCUACAAAACCAAUUCUACACAAACCUUUUAAAUUAGAGGAAUACAUGGUACGCAAAGAUGAAGGCUGUGAAAUACUCGCAGUUGGUUCAAAAGUUGUAGUUAAGGACGUCGCCCCUAUGAAGGGUCUUGAAACUCCGCGUAGUACAAGUACACCAACAUUGUUAGAAGCAAAGAAGAGAAGUAGAAAAAAUUCUGCAUCCAAGAACACACUUGAAACGCCAAGUAUGUCUGUAAGAGUAGAAACUCAUAGCACUGCGAGCAGAAGACGGAAAAGAUCUUGGACCAGUUUAAAAGAAAUUGCUCAGAGCAAAGAGCCUGAUAAUUUGACAAUCCCAUUUUUUUUAUAACUAGGAAGAUUUCUGCAUAUGUAAUUUAUUUUAAGAUUGAGCCAGAAGGUUGUUUUUCUCUGCUAGUUUCAAGCAGUUUUGUUGUUUUUGCUGUGUUUGAUGCUUUAUUGUAGGAAUUUUUUUACUGAGGAAUGAGAAUAUUUAAUUUUAGUUGUGGAUGAAAA